AUGUCCAAUACUACCGAGUCGGUCAUCCCUUGGAUACGAGAGGGUGGGACGAAGAGCUGCCUGUCUGACAUUUGUGGGAACUUGAAAAAAUCUUUCGUUGACCAAAAAGCAGGCUUCACUCUGAGGCGAAUAAGAAAUUCAAGAGGGGAGAAGUGUGGCGGAAUGUUGGAGCAGAUGUCGCGUGCGAGUUUCAAGCCACUUCGGAUCGAGGAAAACAACAUCAACGAAGCCUCCACGUGGUGCACGGCCCUGGACGAUGCCUCAGGACCGCUGUCUCAGGAUCAACACUACAAGCAAAGAUCUCGGGAAGUCCGAAGUGCUUGCACCAUCCCGGCCAUCGUCAUAUGCAAAAUGACAGGGACUUGUACACCUUUCCUCACCGGGAAUAAGCUCUACUAA
This is a messenger RNA of Pyrenophora tritici-repentis Pt-1C-BFP, 399 nucleotides long. The record is from RefSeq and is a predicted model, not a curated record. NCBI's taxonomy places the organism in Eukaryota, Fungi, Ascomycota, Dothideomycetes, Pleosporales, Pleosporaceae.